AUGCUGACCACUUUGUGUCUGGUGAGUCUUUCUUUCUCCACAUUGUGGGCCCAGAAACUAAUCAAAUGUCCCUAUAAGAACAUCUGUAGCUGGCCCUUCUCUUUCUCUCUUGAGGGGGAUCUGUCCCCGAUCACCUCAAUAUCUAACAUAAAAAUACUGCCUGGGAAUAACCUGUUCAAGCUAUUGAACCCUCAGCCCUCCAAGACAGGGCUCCACCACUGCCUGGAUAUUCACAAAACCCACAUGGUAGGAUUUGAGAUUGACUUCCAGGACGUAACCUUGAUGUAUAUCUCACAUAAAGACCUGGGCCAAAAGCCCCUGGAAAACCAGACCCUAAACCUGGAUGGCAAGGUGCUGAUCUUUACCCAGUGGGAUCCCUGGCAAGAUUGUAACUGGUGCAUCACAUCAGGUGAGCACAAACGUGUGGGCUACUGCUAUGUAGAGGAACCCUCAGAAAAAGCCAUACCCUGCUGGCUCUAUAUGAGAGAGAAGGUGGCCUAGAGCCGCCUGCGACUAGAACUCCAGGUCCGAGCCUGCCACGUACCCUGUGACAUAAACAUGGAAACCAGUCAGCCGUACUUUGUCUAUAACGUUCAUGAGCUGGACAGAGUCACCCACUUCAUUUGA
Messenger RNA from Nannospalax galili (Upper Galilee mountains blind mole rat), 627 nucleotides. Its product is annotated as protein FAM187B-like. NCBI's taxonomy places the organism in Eukaryota, Metazoa, Chordata, Mammalia, Rodentia, Spalacidae. The record is from RefSeq and is a predicted model, not a curated record.